Messenger RNA from Arabis nemorensis, 576 nucleotides. The record is from the annotation of a GenBank genome assembly. NCBI's taxonomy places the organism in Eukaryota, Viridiplantae, Streptophyta, Magnoliopsida, Brassicales, Brassicaceae.
AUGAGUCACGGGUCAGUGUUUCAACAAGGCAACUCAAGUGGAAAAGAAGAUUUCUGGAGAGAUGACCUAUUUGGAGGCACUGGAACACCAUCAACGUUUACUGGUAACUGGAGGGAGGAUCUUUUUGGAGCUGCUAAGGAAAAGGAUCAAUCAGUUCCUAUUGUUGAUUCUUUUGGAUCUCAGACUAAUAGUUUAGAUGAUGAGAUCUUUAUUGCUCAUGCCUGUGAUGUGGAAGCUAAGCUGCUUAGUUCCAAAGAUAAAGGGAAAGCUCAUGAGGUUUUUUCUGAUUCAGAAAGCGAAAGUAACGAAUCUGAUGUAUGUGACGUUGAGGUGAGGCCUGCAGGUUAUGAUAGAGAUUUAUGGAGUCCAUUAAUUAAUGAUGUUUAUGGUGGUUCAAACGUUGUUGAGAAAUUGUGCCCUACCAAACCACGAUCACGUGAGUAUAUGUGUACCACAAAUGAUGCGUUUGAUCAUCGUGUUAUCUCACCUAGUAGUUCCAAUCCGCAAUCUACUCAUUACAACAAAAAGGUUGGUACCGCGUUUCGACCAGGUGGUAAUCAUUCUAUGGACAGUUAG